Molecule: messenger RNA, 576 nt
Organism: Lasiosphaeria miniovina
Lineage: Eukaryota; Fungi; Ascomycota; Sordariomycetes; Sordariales; Lasiosphaeriaceae
Product: P-loop containing nucleoside triphosphate hydrolase protein
Exons: 3
Coding region: 1-576 (191 amino acids)
Biological process (GO): mitochondrion organization; small GTPase-mediated signal transduction
Cellular component (GO): mitochondrial outer membrane
Molecular function (GO): GTPase activity; GTP binding
Source: RefSeq, a predicted model, not a curated record
AUGGAUGACAAUACAAUCACAAUUCUAUUCUUGGGGGAUGAGGGAUGCGGGAAGUCGACAUUUCUAUCGAGAAUCAGCCAAGGCCGCCAGAACCUCGAGGGCAUUGUUCCCAUCAGGCUCCUCAGGGAUCUGAACCAGCCCUUCGUCUUUGAUAUCCGCUCUCGCAGGGGACAGUUCCGUUUCGAGUUCUACGACACCUCUAGCCCCGAGAGCUGGAGGCUCAUCCAGCCAGACCUCGUCGUCGUCUGCUUCGAUAUAAGCCAAAGACUCAGUCUUAUCAACCUGCAGCGCGUGUGGAUAAAAGAGGUUCGGACCACGUUCCGAUCCAACGAUACAACUCCUCUUCUCGUCCUCGGCCUCAAGAGAGACCUAAGGUCCGAGGACGACCCCAAUGGCAUCAUCUAUCCGCAGGAGGCCUACCAGGUCGCCCAGGAGAUGAGAGCAGACAAGUACAUGGAAUGCUCGGCCGUGACGGGCGAGCUGCUAGUCGAGGUCUUUGAUGAUAUCUGCGCCAAUGCCAUCCGAAGCACCACUGAGGGGGGUGGGCAGAGCGAGGAUGGAUGCACCGCCAUGUAG